This is a messenger RNA of Pseudophryne corroboree (corroboree frog), 3598 nucleotides long. It is a transcript of the gene UGDH, whose product is annotated as UDP-glucose 6-dehydrogenase. Gene Ontology annotation, biological process: glycosaminoglycan biosynthetic process. The transcript is spliced from 12 exons. The coding region runs from base 277 to 1761 and encodes 494 amino acids. NCBI's taxonomy places the organism in Eukaryota, Metazoa, Chordata, Amphibia, Anura, Myobatrachidae. The record is from RefSeq and is a predicted model, not a curated record. Gene Ontology annotation, cellular component: nucleus. Gene Ontology annotation, molecular function: UDP-glucose 6-dehydrogenase activity; NAD binding.
GGCUCAGCCAUCACUAGAUCCCUUCCCCAUUCCCCACCACCAGAUCCCCCUGCAUCACCUCCUGCUGCUCCACGCUCACAUCAUCACACACCCCACUCGCGUCAUCUAUCCGUCAACCUCCCUCCUCUACACACCCACUCGUGUCCCCGCCUAUCCCCUCCCCAGUGGGUGUAUCUAACGGGUGUAUGGCUUUACAUCCAGUGCCGGCCACAGGCACUGUGAUUCUGUGAGCUAGAGAUCCUUCCCUGCACACCGACUGCACUCUCUAGGGGAACAAUGUUUCAAAUUAAGAAGAUCUGCUGCAUUGGCGCUGGGUAUGUUGGGGGGCCGACGUGCAGCGUCAUUGCUCACAUGUGUCCUGACAUCAAGGUGACUGUGGUGGAUGUUAAUGAAGCUCGGAUAAAUGCAUGGAACUCAGACACGCUCCCUAUCUAUGAGCCGGGUUUGAAAGAAGUGGUUGAGUCCUGUCGUGGAAAAAACUUGUUCUACUCCACGGAUAUUGAUGGAGCAAUACAAGAGGCUGACCUCGUCUUCAUUUCGGUUAACACCCCAACAAAGACCUACGGCAUGGGCAAAGGCCGGGCUGCAGAUCUGAAAUACAUUGAAGCUUGUGCCCGGCGAAUCGUUCAAAACUCAAAUGGUUACAAAAUUGUGACAGAAAAGAGCACGGUGCCAGUGCGAGCCGCGGAGAGCAUUCGGCGGAUAUUUGAUGCCAACACAAAACCGGAUCUCAAUCUCCAGGUGCUGUCUAACCCAGAGUUCCUGGCAGAAGGUACAGCAAUUAAAGAUCUUAAGAAUCCCGACCGCGUGCUGAUUGGUGGAGAUGAGACCCCGGAGGGGCAAAAGGCUGUGCGUGCUCUCUGUGCUGUAUAUGAGAACUGGGUCCCCUCGGAAAAAAUUAUAACCACUAACACUUGGUCAUCUGAGCUGUCUAAGCUGGCUGCCAACGCGUUUCUCGCUCAGAGGAUCAGCAGCAUUAACUCUAUCAGUGCUUUGUGUGAGGCGACGGGCGCAGAUGUAGAAGAAGUCGCCAGGGCCAUCGGAAUGGACCAAAGAAUUGGAAACAAAUUCCUUAAAGCCAGCGUCGGUUUUGGUGGGAGCUGCUUCCAGAAAGAUGUAUUAAAUCUGGUUUAUUUGUGUGAAGUUUUAAACCUACAUGAAGUAGCAACAUACUGGCAACAGGUUAUAGACAUGAAUGAGUACCAGAGAAGACGCUUUACCUCCAGGAUCAUUGAUUGUCUUUUCAAUACGGUGGCUGACAAAAAAAUUGCUGUCCUGGGAUUUGCAUUCAAGAAAGACACCGGAGACACGCGAGAGUCCUCCAGUAUCUAUAUUAGUAAAUACCUCAUGGAUGAAGGCGCCAAGCUUCACAUCUUCGACCCCAAAGUCCCAAGAGAACAAAUAAUCAUAGACUUGUCCCAUCCUGGAGUGGCUGCUGAUGACAGGGUGGAUAAGUUGGUGCACAUAUCCACAGACCCGUACGAAGCCUGUGAGAGCGCUCAUGCUAUGGUUAUCUGCACGGAGUGGGACAUGUUUAAGGAGCUGGAUUUCAAUCGUAUCCACGCCAAGAUGCUAAAGCCAGCAUUUAUAUUCGAUGGGAGGAGAGUUCUAGACGACCUCCAUGGGGAGCUACAGAACAUUGGGUUCCAGGUUGAGACGAUUGGGAAAAAGGUGGCUACCAAGAGAAUCCCAUUCACACCGACGGCCGAUAUACCCAAGUUUAGCCUUACAGAUCUACCUCACAAGAAAGCCAGAGUAUAAACUGUGCGGAGAGCAAUUUAUAUUACAAGGAUAUGGACAUGUCUAGUAUGUAGGGUUCUUAUAGGUACAUUGCAUGGUUAAUAAUCCAUUACUAUCAAUAGAUAAUUUAUUUGUAAAUAAUUCAUCUUUCCCACUGCACAGUCUGGGAUAUAGCUUCCAAAACCCCCCACAAUUAUGGAGACCAAACAGACAUAUUUUGUAAUAGAACUAGCGAAUGUUAUUCUUUUUAUUUUUUAUACCCAUAUAUAACUAGAUAUGUAUUGAAAAAGGGUAUCGCAGUCACAACAUAAUACUCUUGCUUUACAUAACAGGACUGGAAACUUUGUAGCCUUUUGUAUUUAAAUAUUUAAAAGGAACAUUUUGGAUCAGAUCUAUUUUUGGAACGUUUUGUAUUUUUAUAAUCCUGUAUCGAGCAUCUUCACUAAUGCACCUACUGUAUUAAAGGGGUUUUGGCGAAUGGGAAAACUUCAACUAUUUUUUUAAAAUGAGAUUUGUAAUCUGAUUAUUCGGCUCUUGGAAAUAUAUGCAGAUGCAUUACCAGUUAGUCCUGGGACAGGUUCCGGGCCCUGGCUAGCAUUCUGGAAGAGAGAACACAUGCAACAGAACCUGUUCUUUCUUGGCUGUAACACAGUCAGUCUAGGUUCCCUUCUGCAGAUUAAAGAUGAAUAAGGAAACCAUAUUAGCUUUACAUAGGUUAAAGUCUUAUUGGGCCCUUCUUUACUCUGAACAGAUAGGAACAGUAUACUCUGCACUUGUUACAUGUUCCAGAGCAGUAUGGGCAAAACUGAUUAAGACCAGCGAGAAUAUACAUGCACCCAUUCCCCAUCUGCUGGUCACCAUAUUACUGUAUCUGUUGCUUAUGUACAGUACAUGCAGAGAUUUUGAGGGUUGAACCAACGUUUAUCCUAAAAGUUCAUUUUGUGCCUCGGUGAUGUCACUAGUCCCUAGUGAAUCGAUGUUCACUCAUAUACUGCUAAUUCAUUCAACCCACAAUAUGACUGGCGCCACUGUGCACAAGUAUCAGACAGGCUUAGCCAUGUCCCAGUAUGGUUCUUAUGGAUACAAGGAAUCUUUGGCCCUCAUUCCGAGUUGUUCGCUCGUUAUUUUUCAUCGCAUCGCAGCGAUUUUCCGCAAACUGCGCAUGCGCCAAGUAAAUUUGCUAAAAAGUUUGGUAUUUUACUCACGGCAUUACGAGGUUUUUUCUUCGUUCUGGUGAUCGUAGUGUGAUUGACAGGAAGUGGGUGUUUCUGGGCGGAAACUGGCUGUUUUAUGGGAGUGUGUAAAAAAACGCUGCCGUUUCUGGGAAAAACGCGGGAGUGGCUGGAGAAACGGGGGAGUGUCUGGGCGAACGCUGGGUGUGUUUGUGACGUCAAACCAGGAACAAAACUGACUGAACUGAUCGCAGUGGCAGAGUAAGUGUCGAGCUACUCAGAAACUGCUUAGAAAUUUCUAUUCGCAAUUUUGAGAAUCUUUCGUUUGCAAUUCUGCUAAGCUAAGGUUCACUCCCAGUAGGCGGCGGCUUAGCGUGUGCAAUGCUGCUAAAAGCAGCUUGCGAGCGAACAACUCGGAAUGAGGGCCUUUGUCUUUUGUUGACCACACUAACCCGUAACCAGGCAAAGUACAUCUCCCCCUAGGAACAUAAAAUGGACUGAUUCAUUUCGGUGUUGGAUGUUGAAGGUUUCUAUUUGGAGAAGUCCUUGGGGGAAGCCAGUCUUCCGUAGCACCAGAAUCUUCUACUGGUGCAGAUAUUUCUAGAAGGGAGUCACUGAAGCAUUAAUACAAUCUUCAUUAAUGGUAUAUUCAUCAAUGUAAUAUGUGAAAUAAACAAUUUGCAGCA